This is a messenger RNA of Dermacentor andersoni, 1932 nucleotides long. Lineage: Eukaryota; Metazoa; Arthropoda; Arachnida; Ixodida; Ixodidae. The record is from RefSeq and is a predicted model, not a curated record.
GCCAAUUUCUGAGAACACAUCAGCAUUCUCGGCGGCAGCGCCACUGCAGAACGCACUGACACAUCGAGCGCAUCGACGAAAGAGCAGUAGUUACAUUACGCGUCGAGCGCUUCUUGCUGCAGCGUAUCCACCCUUAAGCGCUCCGCUUCGUUCUCGUGAAGCGCUCAUGGAAACGGCAAUACUCGAGAGGGGGGCGUCGCCGAGGCGUCUUCUGUGGGCCUCCAUUGGCAGGGCUACAGAGCGCGAGCGUUCGCCGUCUUUUCAUGAUUCUGACCUCUUCGAGGAAGAAACGGAAAGCCUCCCACGUUACCUUAAAGAACUUCCAGGCUCCCGUGACCACAAGAAGCUCGCUAUUACGCCGCUAGCACAAUCUUCAAGAAACUUCCUGCGACCGUGUCUGACGUCUGUGCCCAACAUCAUCGCCGAAAUGGUGACAGCGGCUCACUAUAAGCUGUUGCAGGAUACCCUGAUGUGUUGCACAUAUAAAAAUGGACUCGACUGCAGCAAUGGGAAUGCUGAGACCAUCGUCGGCAGCGAUGGCCUUCUGUCGGCUAGCGUGGACGCAAGCGUCUUAUGUAGCAUUGCAGCCAAACCUGCUCAAUGGUUUCGGUUGGGCCAAGUCCACACUGCACCUCGACUUGUCUGCGCACUUCAAGGAAAGGUUGCGGAGUUCGUCGAUCUUUGUUCGUGCGGCUCCCACACGCGCCGACAUCCGCUACCAGGCGACGUUGCGCAUACUCCAACUGUCGGAGGACUGCUGGCCUGUCGGCGCGAAGCCUGUGUUGAUUCACCUCAAAGAGGGCUUCGUUCACGAACUGCUUCCGGACAGCCCCCAGACAUUGAACCACCCAGUAGUGUUUCCUUAUGGAAGGGAGGAAGCCUCAUCACUGGACGAUCGCACACCGGUCGAUUUCGCUUCUUUGGGACCCUAUAGCUUCCCCUCCCCGACGACGGAGUUUGACGACAGCUGUCCGUGGCAGGAAGGGUUCGACGCACGGGGCACGCGUGGACAGAAUUUAUUCCAACGUCAGAUCCUGGCAGAACCAUUCGGCCACCAGGAAAAAGUGCAGCAUCCUCGUUUUCAUAGCGUAAUUGAGAAGGGCUUCACGUCUGAAAUUGCCUCCUGCGACGACGAUUUCCCUGUGGACAGGGGGCAGGCGACCUUCUUCCGGGACCUGGACAGUGAGGCUCUGCUGCGCCUGAUCCAUCUGGACCAGCGCCGUCCUCCGACCACGCUGCCUCCGUGGAGCCGCUGGCCGCAGCAUCGGCGUUGUCCCUGCGACAAGCGGCAUCCGGCGGUGCGGUUCGGCGUCGGUACUUGCGAGGAAGACGUCUUCGAGGGGCGCAAUGCUUGGCCAUCGGCUGAGCCGAGGUUUUUUUAGCAUUGUUUUACGUAACAUUUAUUCAUUUGUAAAUUUCUUUACCAGCCUUUUGUUAGUGUAAUUAUGUUCUCUAGUUUACUUUGUAACGAUAUAUUUUUAUUGUUUGACCUUGCGCCGUCAUGUUCGCGAUAAACAUAUAGUAGUGGCGUUUGUACUGUCGGUGUCAAAUAAAACGCUGGUGCAUGGCUGAAGGUAGUUUUCUCCACCUUCUGUAGUCAUCUUCGGUGUUCGUCAGCGAGGAUGCGCGCUGAAGAGCGUUGCAAUUGCUUAUGAUUUCUUUGAUGGUCGUUAUCUUGUUUUGUCGCUAAAGCGACACGUCAUAAAAUGGUCGCAACUAUAUAUACUGGUCCAGUAGCACAUUGUUUGCAGCCAGUGCAGUUGAUGUGAGAGCGUUUGGCAUCAAAGAAAAGACACCAUGAUAGGUCUCUUAGAAGCGCAUCUUCGAUUCCUCCAGCCAAACAGAAUAUGCAUGGCUGUCUCUGAAGGUCACUGGUAGAAGGCGCACUCUACCUUUGGCCAUGCGAUCCAGUUUUCGCAUUUAGCUUCAAGU